UACAUUUCUGCAGUGCUGCGUUCUAUAGCGUGGCUUCGUUUACUUAGUCAACAGUCAACGGCGGAAUGGACGUACAAACUGAGAGUUCCGAGAGACGUCUCCAGCAGAUUCAUUCAGUUAUCUCGUCAGGUGCGACAGAUGCGACAUCGUCAAAACCAGAAUGUUGCGCUGGACCCGGCUACGCCACCCCUCUGGAAGCGAUGAAAGGACCGCGAGAAAAACUGCUGUACAUCCCCUGUAUUGUACCCGAGAAAGACCGCCCCGACUACCUGGCCACCAUCGACGUGGACCCGCAGUCGCCCACGUUCUGCCAAGUUGUCAGUCGUCUGUUCAUGCCAUAUGUAGCAGACGAACUUCACCACACAGGAUGGAACGCCUGCUCCAGUUGCUAUGACGACCCAUCGAAAUGUCGCAACAGGAUGGUUCUGCCGUGUCUAAACAGUGACCGAGUGUACAUCAUAGACACUGGAACAAACCCACGGGCGCCAACUAUACAUAAGGUUGUGGAAUCGUCUGAAGUGCAUUCAAAGACAGGACUGGGGGCGCCACACACCAGCCACUGUCUCGGUUCCGGACAGGUGAUGAUCAGCUGCAUGGGAGACCCAGAAGGAAACAACAAAGGAGGAUUCUUUCUUUUGGACGGGGAGACGUUUGAUGUAAUAGGGAACUGGGAGAAAUCCGCUGUGGAGUUUGGUUAUGACUACUGGUACCAGCCAGGGCACAAUGUCAUGCUGAGCUCAGAAUGGGGUGCGCCAAAGUGCUGGAGAAAUGGAUUCAACCCUGAACACGUCAAACAAGGUUUGUAUGGUCACAGCAUCAACGUGUGGGACUGGUCGACUCACGAACACAUCCAGACGAUAGACAUGGGGGAAGAGGGUUACAUUCCCCUAGAGAUUCGCUUCCUGCACGACCCAACCGCCACAGAAGGAUACGUCGGCUGUGCUCUCAGUUCGAACAUCUUCCGUUUCUUCAAAACCGAGAAUGGAAAAUGGGAUGCAGAAAAGGUCAUUGACGUCCCUUCCAAGAAAGUGGAAGGAUGGGCUUUACCAGAAAUGCCAGGUUUGAUCACGGACAUCCUCCUGUCUCUGGACGACAAGUACCUCUACUUCAGCAACUGGCUGCACGGCGACAUCAGACAGUAUGACAUCACUGACAAGCGCAAGCCUAAACUAGUGGGACAGAUUUUCCUUGGCGGAAGUAUUUGUAAUGAUGGUCCUGUCAAGGUAACCUCAGACGAAGAACUCAAGAAACAGCCCGACUCUGUUUACAUCAAGUCAAAGCGACUAGAAGGCGCAGCACAGAUGAUUCAGUUGAGUCUGGACGGUAAACGGCUGUACGUGACCACUGCCCUCUACAGUGCCUGGGACAAGCAGUUCUACCCCAACAUGUCACGAGCUGGCUCAAUGUUGCUGCAGGUUGACGUGGACACAGAACGAGGUGGCUUGACUCUCAACACAGAAUUCUCCGUAGAUUUCGGAACCGAGCCCCAGGGUCCAGUUUACGCCCAUGAGAUUCGAUAUCCUGGCGGUGACUGCACCUCCGAUAUCUGGCUGUAAGAAAUAUCUCUUCAUAGGAUGACCAUCACCAUCGAUGUGUUCUAAAACCUACAGUGGAACUUACAAUCAACCUCUGCAAUUGUCUGCGGCACUUGACAAUGACUUGGAGAUUGUCAUGGAGUUUUUAAUUAUAUCUGGAACUUUUUUUUGGUCUAUAUAUAUAUAUAUAUAUAUAUAUUUUCAAG
This is a messenger RNA of Gigantopelta aegis, 1741 nucleotides long. RefSeq names its product methanethiol oxidase-like. NCBI's taxonomy places the organism in Eukaryota, Metazoa, Mollusca, Gastropoda, Neomphalida, Peltospiridae. Gene Ontology annotation, molecular function: selenium binding; protein binding. The record is from RefSeq and is a predicted model, not a curated record. The coding region runs from base 66 to 1556 and encodes 496 amino acids. The transcript is spliced from 11 exons.